Messenger RNA from Cucurbita maxima (winter squash), 754 nucleotides. RefSeq names its product multiprotein-bridging factor 1b-like. Gene Ontology annotation, cellular component: nucleus. The transcript has 4 exons. Gene Ontology annotation, molecular function: DNA binding. The coding region runs from base 123 to 551 and encodes 142 amino acids. The record is from RefSeq and is a predicted model, not a curated record. Lineage: Eukaryota; Viridiplantae; Streptophyta; Magnoliopsida; Cucurbitales; Cucurbitaceae.
UUAUUACCGCCAGCCGGGCGUGCGGGAAUAUCGAGUUUUCAUUUCUAUUUAGUUUUUCCACAUAUCUUCGAACCCUAAGUUCCCGCGGCAAAUCGUUACAGGAGCACGAAGAGGAGAGGGAAAUGGCUGGGAUUGGACCGAUUUCGCAGGAUUGGGAGCCGGUUGUCAUCAGGAAGAAGGCACCCAAUGCCGCCGCCAAAAAGGACGAGAAAGCCGUAAACGCCGCCCGUCGGGCUGGUGCUGAGAUCGAAACCUCAAGGAAAUCAAAUGCCGGAACGAACAAAGCUGCUUCCAGCAGUACCAGUUUGAAUACCAGGAAGUUGGAUGAUGAGACAGAAAACCUCACUCAUGACCGGGUGCCAACUGAGCUGAAGAAGGCAAUUAUGCAAGCCCGUACUGAGAAGAAACUUACCCAGUCGCAGCUUGCUCAAUUGAUCAAUGAGAAGCCACAAAUCAUUCAGGAGUAUGAAUCUGGGAAAGCCAUUCCAAAUCAACAAAUUAUCACCAAGCUUGAGAGAGCUCUUGGAACCAAGCUUCGUGGGAAAAAGUAGGAGCCCUCCUUUGGUAAUGGUAAUGUAAGUGGUGAAUUUGGGUAUAAAAGGAGCUUUGGCUUGGCUUGGCUUCAGAUAAUAACCUUGCUCUUGGGUUGUGAUCUGAGUAUGUACUGUGAAUUAAUUUAGCUUGUUUGUCUCAUCUAUCUAAUCUACUUUGACUUUUCUAUUCUAAUGAACACUUACCUUUUCGAGUCUGUCGU